AAACCCCUCCUCCCUCGUCCCCUCUCUCGCCGCCGCACCCAAACCCUAACUCCACUCCUUUCCCCCGAUUCAGAUGCACUCCUCGCAGCCGCCACCUGCCUCCCGCCCCCGAUUCAGCCAAUCCUGCCGCCAGCGCCCGCGCGCCACCACCCGCUCCUCCUCUCCUACCAGAUCGAGCCGCCACCUCCCUCCCCAUCCCCGCGCGCUACCAUCCGCUCCUCCUCUUCUGCCCGCGCACGCACACCCUCGGCUCCUGCUGCUCUUCCUGAUUGAAGAGGGGGAGGAGAGCGAGAGGGGCGGCAUGGUGGCCAGCGAGGGGAGCACCAUCACGGGAGCCGCGUCCUCCCGGUCCACGACCACGUCUUCUGCGACCGCGACGGCCGGGGUCAACAACCUCGACCUCAAGGGCAUCGGCCUCGCCGGCGCCCUACCCCCCACCUUCUCCUCCCUCAACGCGCUGCAGGACCUCAGCCUCCAGACCAACGCGCUCUCCGGCCCACUCCCCUCCUUCCACGGCAUGGCGGCCCUCCGCCACGCCUACCUCAACGACAACGCCUUCUCCUCCCUCCCCAAGGACUUCUUCGACGGCCUCGACAGCCUCGAGGAGAUCUGCCUCGACAACAACCCGCUACUGCCAAUCCAUCUCUGCUGUUCUUCUUCUACCUCUGCCUCGACCCCUCCCCUUGUAUUCUUCUUCUACCUCUGCUGUUCUUCCUUUCCACAUCACAUCUCAAGAGGUCGUGUGCAGGCACAGUCCAUCCAUCUCAUCUCCUUGCGUGGUGAAGGUGACCAGGCCAUGGAGAGAAAAGCUCCUGCCAAUCGCGAUCGACAUCGUGAAGAACAAGCUGAACAAUAUCCAUUGGCACUCACCUUCGGAGCACACCAUCAACGGCGAGAGGUUUGCAGUGGAGCAACACAUGGUUCACUUCAGUGAUGACGGCAACAUAUCAGGUCGCCUAUGUAUGCGAGAGGCUCCUGGAACACGUGUGCUGUACCUCGGAGCUGCCUUUGGAACAACCGCGUCUCAUGUGUCUGACAUUGUUGGACCGACUGGGUUGGUGUAUGCCGUUGAGUUCUCUCAUCGGAGUGGUAGGGAUCUUGUCAACAUGGCCAAGAAGAGGACCAAUGUCAUCCCCAUCACUGAGGAUGCUAGGCACCCGACAAAGUAACGGAUGCUGGUUGGCAUGGCUCAAGCUGUACCAGAUCAAGCAUGACCCAACCAAAUAAACAUUUAGUGCCUUGAUCUAGCUCUAAAAGUGUGGUGUUACCUCUCUUUACAGGAGCUCUGGGCUUAAGAAUUUUGAAGAAGCUUGAAGCCCGACAAAGUAAAGAGUAGCGAGUAAUAAUGUAGUGGUAGUUAUGUUGUACAGUAGCCAGCAUAUCUGGUUGUAUGAACACUAUUGUAAAUACUGUAAUUUCGUAUUUGUACAGUAUUCAUCAUAUUUGGUGCUAAUAUUGGCUAUCAUUUUACAAUUUCAUA
This is a messenger RNA of Triticum dicoccoides, 1480 nucleotides long. RefSeq names its product probable inactive leucine-rich repeat receptor kinase XIAO. The record is from RefSeq and is a predicted model, not a curated record. The transcript has 5 exons. Lineage: Eukaryota; Viridiplantae; Streptophyta; Magnoliopsida; Poales; Poaceae. Bases 74 to 934 code for a protein of 286 amino acids.